Trichogramma pretiosum is the source of this 2689-nucleotide messenger RNA. RefSeq names its product E3 ubiquitin-protein ligase LRSAM1-like. The coding region runs from base 469 to 2589 and encodes 706 amino acids. The record is from RefSeq and is a predicted model, not a curated record. Lineage: Eukaryota; Metazoa; Arthropoda; Insecta; Hymenoptera; Trichogrammatidae. The transcript is spliced from 11 exons. Gene Ontology annotation, molecular function: protein binding.
ACGAUGUUCAAAAGACAAAUUUCCGCUUAAUUGAAGAAAAACAGCAGCCUAAUGAGUCGACGCAGAAGACUCUGGCAUUCUCGGCAACGGGCAACGGUACACAUACACGCGCAAACUGUAACGCCUGUGUACACUUGCACAUGUAUGUGCGCAUACAUCUUCUGUUUCAUUUUAUACCGCAGUAGUGUCUAACGCCGUCUGCUACAUAGCUGACGUUAAAAUACCUAAUAAGCACGUAUACAUAUAGCAGUAGACAGUUCAACGCAUCGACGGCAUUGACGCGCGCACGACAGUAGCUCGUAGUACAAUAAUAAUUUACUCAGCGCGAAUUGAAUGUUCACGACCGAAUACGAACAAAUUACGCCAAGCCUAUGACGCUGAACGUGUGCCAAGGGACUCGCGCAUCGUGUAUGUGUGUCGUGCACUCGAUUAAACAAUGAUGAGCAAACUGCCACAACAACAACAAAUAUGUCAUUUGUGCGUAAACACGUCGGCAAAAGCUCCGGCAAAAUCGACUACAAAGCUCGCCUCGAGCACAAACUCCACCUGGCCAAGAUGAGCCCAUUGCCUAUCUAUGAUAUAUCAGAAUGUAACUUAGAAAAUGUGCCAUCGAGUACAUAUGUAUUAUGCCAGGUUUUCAGAAAAGAAGUGUUGCUCAUGCAUAGCAAUAAAUUGAAAUCACUCUCAGGUGGAGGUGCCUUAAAGAACUUAUCUCUCAUUACAACCCUAGAUUUGCAUUCCAAUGAAUUGACUACUUUGCCUUUUGAUAUUGUUCAUUUGGUAUCAUUGAAGGAACUAUAUUUACAAGAUAAUAGUUUGACUAAACUGCCAAAUGAUAUUGCUCUUCUGAAGAAUCUUUCCAUAUUAAAUUUAUCGAACAAUAAGCUGAAAUAUCUACCUGAAACUAUAGGAGAACUUUCAAGCCUUACAUUUUUAGACUUAAGUCACAAUAAAGGCCUGCACGAGCUACCCAAAUCAUUGGGUCGUGCUCAACUCAUCACAGAUUUAAAUAUCGAUGGAUUAAAACUUUCCUAUCCUUCAGAAAGCGUACUAAGUGGAGGAACUAUUGUGAUUAUAGCUUUUUUAGCAAAUGAAUGUGGUAUUGACUAUGCUCCUGAAGAUUUUUUAAAUAAGACUGAAGUACCUGAUAUUAUUAACCAACACAUUUUACACAACGAAGAGGACAAUGAUCUUCAGGCCACAUUAAAGAAGUUAGAGAAACUGAAGGAGCAAAGACAAAAUGCUUUAAUUGAAGUUGAAGAAAAUAUUAAGUAUCAAAAACAGCAAGAACUUGAAUUGCAAAGUAAAUUAAAAGUUAAUAAGCAAAAACUUCUAGUUGAUUUGGCUAAUCAACAAUUUCACUUGGACAAAGAACUUGAAAAAGUUCAGCAUGAAAGAGAUUCUAAUAGAUUGAAAUUAUUAUCUUUUAUAAAUGAUGCUGAACUGGAAGCUGAUAAUGUGAUAAAAGAAUUUCUUCAUACUACUGAAGAACAACGCCAAAUUCAGGCUCAACUAUUUGAAAUAGAAAAAAGAGAAGAGAUGGAAUUUCUAUCUAGAAGUCACUCGAAACAAUCAUUACAUCGAACUAAAGACACAUUAAUCGCUAUGAAAGAUCUAUUAGAAGAAGAACUAAUUAAAGAAAAGAAAUUAGCAGCAUAUACAGCUUUUAGAGAUAGUACUGCUCAAUCUUUAUUGAGUUUAGAAGUUGAAAGCAAUGACCAAUUGUUGCUAAUCAUGCAAGAUCAAGAAAGAAAUCGACAAGAUUUAGUAAUUCGAUUAAAAGAAGAUGAAAAAUUACAAAAAGCAGUAGUAGCUGCUUUACUUGAGCGCAGUGAUGCUAGAUCAUGGAGCAUUAUGCAACAAGUACAUUUAGUACAGUCACAGUUAGCUGCUCUGACAAGUAUAGAGUUGGAAAGAAAAAAAUUGGAAGUUAAUCAGCAUAUUAAUGAUAUCGCUGACAGAAGAGUAACAUUGAGUGAGAUUUUAUUAAGCCUCUUAGACCAACAAGAGGAAAGACGACAACAACUUUUGGAUACUAUAAAGCACAUUGAAGAACAGAGAAACAAUUCAUCUAGAACUGAUAGCUCAUUUUGGUUGUUACAAUAUCAGACAUUAAUAGAAACUCGGCCUCAAGGGCUUUUGGAAACAUUAGAUUCAUCUUUAGUCCGUCAUGUGGCUAUGGCAGGAGUAUUGCAUUGUUUACCUUUGUUAUGGACGCUACCAUCGGUACUUUUAGAUUUAAAUGAAGAUCAUUUGAAAUCUAUGGGUAUCAAAAGUGAAUUUGACAGAUCAGCAAUUAUAAAGGCAGUAGAAAAUUAUUUAAAUGAAAAAAAAUUAAACUCUCGAGAUAGCUGUAUUCCAUCAGCUCCACUAGAAAUGGAACCUUCAACCAGUUCUACGAACCAAGAAAAUGUGAUAGAAGCUACUGCACCAACUGAAUGCAUAGUUUGCAUGGAUUAUGAAUGCGAAGUCAUAUAUUUACCAUGUGGUCAUUUUUGUUGUUGUGCUAAAUGUACAGAAAUGAUUUCAUCAGAGUGUCCUAUGUGCAGGGCAAAAAUUGUGCGCAGAUUGAGAAUAACAAGGCAAUAAUUUUGCUUCAAAUCAUGAACUAUUCCAAAAUUAUUAUUAAUAUUUUGAAAGUUUAAAUUAUAAAUGAGAUUAUUAUACAGCAAUAUUUAACAUUUUUAAA